UACAUAGUCCUCGUCUCCGUAUCUUCGCAAAGAAUUGGCACUGUCUGACUACCAACUGUACUCCGUCACCACUCCCACACUAUAAUCUCAGGCAAUCCCAACCACGACGCGCCGCAAACCUUCCCGCGACAUGCCUCGCCAGGCCGACGAGGACCUGCUGGCCGAGCUUGACUCGCUGGGAGACCAACUGGCUGCCACCUCCAAGCCCACCGCAACCAAGAAGGGCGCCGCUGCCAAAGCAAAUACCGACGACGAAGAUGCCUUGGCCGGCCUGGAGGACCUUGUCAAGGCCAAGCCGGCCACAUCUCGACCCGCCACUCCUCGAUUGAGCUCCAGCACGACUAGCGCGACGAAUAAGAGUCCUAAGCGUACGGCAGAAUACACUCCUGCUACGACAUCGCAGGGUAGCAGCGAGCGAAACAGCAGUGAAGAUCGCGCACGAGUGAGCCAGACACAGGCGAGAGCUUCGGGCGAGGGCAGCCGCAGCUUUCACACGGCGCAAACACCGCAAGCCGAAGAAGCCAAGGCGCAGCAAGGAGGAGGAUGGUGGGGAAGUUGGGGCAGUAUUGCCAGCGCUGCCGUUAAGCAGGCUGAGACGCUGGCAAAGAACAUUCAGACGAACGAGGAAGCACAGAAAUGGGUGACACAGAUUCGACAGAACGCCAAUUUGGAAAACUUGCAACAUCUUGGCACCGACCUGCGUUCAAAGGGUCUCUCGUCCUUCACAUCAAUCAUCUCACAUAUCGCCCCGCCCAUAUCUGCUCAUGAACGUUUGCAGAUUCAUACCACUCACGACAUCCUCAACUAUCCUUCCCUGGAUCCACUGAUAUACAAUACUUUCUCUCGUGUUAUGAGCCAGGUCGAGGGCGGCGACUUGCUCGUCAUUCAACGUGGGACUGAAUCGAGAGGACGAAGCUCUUCUGAUCUGCAGGGCUACCGGGGCACUGUGCUUGGCACGGGGACAGCUGCGUGGUCAGACGGUCCUUGGUGGCGGGAAGAAGGGCGAAAACGCAGUUUGGGAACCGUUCCAGGUCUCAAGGAGGGCACCCGCCUGGCUCGUGUGCAAGCUGAGAGCUACGCCAAGGAGUUCUUUGACACCAAGGGAGGCGUUGAAGAAGCUGCGAAGCGAGCGACCGAAACCUUGUCUGAGUCCAAUCCCGUGAGGUCGAGCGACAUUUUCCUCGCAAUCCAGGCCGUCAGCUAUGCCGUGGAGAAAGACCUGUUCGCGGAAGACUCGCAAUCUGCUGCAAAGGCACAAGAAGCAGGUGUCGCCACUCCAAGUGAGAGCGACGAGGUUGUUGUCUUUGCAAUCUACCUCCACGAUCCUCUGCACAGCAUUUCUUUCCGCGGUCUGUCACAGCCAUUCCCUCAAAAGUGGGCUGAAUGGCUUGAUGCAGAACCCACAGUGGAAGGUGCUCUGCCAGAUAGCAUCCUCGAAAUCAUCCAGUCUGGGGGUGUCGAUCCUCGUGAGUGGGUUGCUGAAUGGAUGGAAGAGCUUCUGUCGACGGCCGUGGGCGUUGUGGCUCAGCAAUAUGUGGCCAAGCGCAUGGGAGUUGGCGAGGGUGGAAUUGGACGAGGCAAGCAGCGAGCCGAGGAGGAUGAGUCGGCAAUCAGUGGAGAAGCUGCACGAGCUAUCUGAGAGGCGCAGUGCGGAGUCCGGAAUGUACUUUUGGCGUUUGUUCAGCGAUAGGAUGGGUGGGAACUUGCAGAGCUGAGGUCACCUUUCGGCCAAGUUAUCAGGAAUAGGUCAGCAAAGAAGAGGCGUUUGACUGUUUCUGUUCCUCAUGUUAUCCGCACAUCUGAAGCUUGGGCGGAAAGUGCUGCAACUUCGAGAAAGCUGUAAUGAUAGGAAAUGUCGAAUCAUGGUCCCCGGCUGCACAGCCGCUCUCGUAGUUCAGAGAAUGA
Cercospora beticola is the source of this 1905-nucleotide messenger RNA. It is a transcript of the gene MTC1, whose product is annotated as DUF5427 domain-containing protein MTC1. The record is from RefSeq and is a predicted model, not a curated record. NCBI's taxonomy places the organism in Eukaryota, Fungi, Ascomycota, Dothideomycetes, Mycosphaerellales, Mycosphaerellaceae.